CACCAACAAGGUAUGAUGCCAACGACGGGCCUGGUUGGGAUUCCCUUCCUGCCACCAAGUUCACUCGGCAACAAGGGUCGAGCGGCGGGGUUUGGGAUUUACCCAACUCGGUUGGCUCCCAAGACUGUUGGCUCCCAAGACUGUUGACUCCCAAGACUGUUGGCUCCCAGACCGGUCGUGUGCGCAGUUCCAGGCCACGUACCUGCCACUCUAUUGGCCAAGUCGAGCGGUGAAAUCGGCUAGGAUUAUGAAAAGGUCUUAUUUAAGAGCGCUGACUCCCCUCCAACGACGUUGGCGUAAUGCUCGUCUUUGAACACAAUCUCACCCAAGGCCAUUUUCCCCCACCUCCUGCGGCCAUCCUUCAACCAGGCAAAGAUCCAACAUCCUCGUGCACCAGAUCCCGCAUCCAAGAUGGCCUCGACCUCGGAAACACGCAUCGCGAUGCGAGACGGCUACUACAACGAGAACUGCUUCAUCCAGAACGCCGCCGUGAAGGGCGCGCUCGACAUCCUGCCGGCAUACCCAGACAAGAAAUCCCUGACCAUUGUCGACUACGGCUGCGCCCAAGGUGCCAACUCAACGGAGCCGCUCAAGGCGGUCCUCGCGUCACUGCCCGCCGGCGCCACCGCGAGCCUCGUGUUCGAAGACACGCCCUUUAACGACUUCAGCACGCUCGCCAAGACUAUCAGCGCGAGCCUGCCGACGCUUGCGCCCGCGGAGCGCAACAUCACCGCGCACGCCAGCAUGGUGCCCGUGGGCUUCUUCCAGCAGGUCGUUCCCACAGCAUCCGUCGACCUGGGCGUGUCGUGGUCGUCGUUCAACUACCUGUCGCACCAGCCCACCGUGGCGCUGCCGGCGACAGCCGCGCCCGCCGAGUUCGCCGCGGCGCGCCAGGCCGCCUUCGCCAGCGCCGCGCACGCGGACCUAGUACACCUCCUACAGCUGCGCGCGGCCGAGAUCCGGUCGGGCGGGCACCUAGUGGUGGCGCUAGGCGGGACGGCGCCCGAGGGCGACGGUGAGACAGACAUGCCGCCGUCGACGACGGGCUUCAUGCCGCUGCAGACGGCGCUGAUGCGCAUGGUCGGCGGCGGGCAGCUGGCGCUGGGCGAGCUGAUGCAGUUCGCGCUGUUCCCGAGCCACGAGCGGUCGCCGGGCGAGGCGCGCGCCGCGCUCGCCGACCCGGCCGUCGCCGCCCUGUGGCGCGUCGAUUCCCUGCAGCCGCGCCUCGUCGUGCACCCGGCCUGGGAGCCGUACCAGGCGGCGCUGGGGAGGGCGGAGGCGGGGCAGGAUGAGGCGGGGAGAAAGGAGGCGGUGCGCGCGUACGCCGAGGCCGUAGUGGUCAAUCUCGUCGCGGCGUCGGGCUGGUUCUGGGCCGACACGCUGCGCAAGUGCCGCGGGCCCGAGUGGCAUGGCGAGAACGCUUUUCUGGAAGAGUUCACGCGCGUUGCGAUUGAUGAGUGUGUCGAGAAGUUCGCCGACAUGAAGGUGCAGAUCUGGUACACGUACAUCCGGCUGGAGCGGCGGGGGGCGUGAGCCGUGUGAGUGAAGCUUCUGUGGCCUAUGUACAGAGAAUUACUGCCGUAUAUUUCCUAAAAUGUCAAGAAUGAGCCCGGAGUAUGAUAAUGGUAAAUAGUGGUGACAUCGGUCGGACCAACAAUUGCGUAUUAGGAAGCUAGGUGCGAUCUAAUUAGGACCUUGACCAUUCAAGCUUGAUUACCUAGAAUACAUUCACAACUAUCACAUCGUAUACGACCACAGGCGCCGGAAAACUUUUGAGUUCGUCCGAUCCCCACAAGGUAAAUAUGCGAGGGUGCAGCAAUGCAGAAAGAUGAUGAAUGGCUUAAGGAGCCUAACGCUAUCUGUCCGUGGGCGGGAAAUCUAUGUGGUGCUGAUAGGGUGGAUACGCAGGGGCCAACUGGUGGACCCAGCUGGGCCAGGCUUGGCCUAUGCCUAGCACAGUAA
Lasiosphaeria miniovina is the source of this 1962-nucleotide messenger RNA. RefSeq names its product S-adenosyl-L-methionine-dependent methyltransferase. The record is from RefSeq and is a predicted model, not a curated record. The transcript has 3 exons. Gene Ontology annotation, molecular function: S-adenosylmethionine-dependent methyltransferase activity. Bases 412 to 1533 code for a protein of 373 amino acids. NCBI's taxonomy places the organism in Eukaryota, Fungi, Ascomycota, Sordariomycetes, Sordariales, Lasiosphaeriaceae. Gene Ontology annotation, biological process: methylation.